Schistosoma spindalis is the source of this 2072-nucleotide messenger RNA. NCBI's taxonomy places the organism in Eukaryota, Metazoa, Platyhelminthes, Trematoda, Strigeidida, Schistosomatidae. The record is from the annotation of a GenBank genome assembly.
GACGAAAGCUGGUAUUUCAACUUUCUGUUGUUCGGAAAUGGUUUUUCGGUCCUGUAGACUUAUUUUAAGGUUGCGCACUGUCUACAAACCGCGUGCUUGCUUUUCAAGUGGAAAAAGACAUAUUUUACCAGUUGUUACACAGAGGUCUGUCAUUUACAGGUGAGUGCCCUGAAAUAAAGUAAGUAAUCUUAAAAGGCCAAUCAUCCUAACAAAUCAUGAUUUGCCUUUGUUGUCUUUCAAACGUUUCAUGUCUUAUCCCCCUCAUCUUGUAGUUAAACUUCCCAACCUGUCUCCUACUAUGGAGACAGGUACGGUUGUAAGCUGGGCAAAGAACGAAGGCGAUGAAGUUUCAGAAGGUGACCUACUUGCUGAAAUUGAAACGGACAAAGCAACUAUGUCAUUCGAUGCCAAUGAGUCAGGAUAUCUUGCGAAAAUCCUGGCCCCUGCUGGAAGCAAAGAUAUACCUGUCGGAACAGCUCUAUGUAUCAUAGUUCAAGACGAGAGUGCAGUUCCGGCUUUUAAGGAUUAUGUGACUGGAUCAACAGAACAAGUUUCUACUCCGAAAACUGAAGAAGUACCCAAACCUCAGGUUACUCCUGCUGCUGCUCCCCAGCCCUCACCAGCUACACCUAAACCUAUUGCUCCUACUCCCAAAGCACCAGCAACCGGAGAAAGGACUGUUGCUUCACCGUUUGCUCGUCGUUUGGCUGCUGAACAAGGACUUGAUUUGUCAAAUGUAGUUGGCACCGGAAUGUACGGCAUGAUUCGUUCGACUGACUUAAAUCUUGAAUCUAUCGAUCAAAAAGCUAGCACAAUGACUAGUCCAAUUUUAAAUUAUGGAAAAUUCGAGGAUAUUAGUGUUAGCAACAUGCGAUCAGUAAUUGCUAAACGAUUGACUGAAUCAAAACGAACUAUUCCACAUUAUUAUUUAACAAUGGAUAUUCAAGUAGAUGAAAUUUUAGAAAUACGCUCUAAAAUUAAUUCAAGUUUAUCUAAUUUAAACGAUUCAAAAUCUGAUGAACCUGUAUCAAAAAUAAGUUUAAAUGAUAUUCUUAUAAAAGCAGCUUCAUUAACAUGUUUAAAAGUACCUGAAUGUAAUUCGUCAUGGCAUGGUGAUUUUAUUCGAAAAUACCAUAGUGUCGAUGUAAGUGUAGCUGUGGCUAUUCCUUCUGGAUUAAUCACACCAAUAAUAUUUUCUGCAGAUACAAAGGGUUUAGUACAAAUCAAUAAAGAAAUGCGAAUGUUAGUUACUAAAGCGAAACAGAAUAAAUUAAAACCUCAAGAAUAUCAGGGUGGAACAUUUUCAAUUUCUAAUUUGGGAAUGUUUGGAAUUACUAAUUUCUGUGCUAUCAUUAAUCCACCUCAAGCAUGUAUUCUUACUGUAGGUAGUACAAGACCGAAAAUUUUACCAGAUAAUAAAAAUUCUAAAGGAUUUAAAGAAGCGAAUAUUUUAUCCGUAACAUUAUGCUGUGAUCAUCGUGUUGUUGAUGGAGCAGUUGGAGCUCAUUGGCUUAGUGAAUUUAAAAAGAUUUUAGAGAAUCCAGCACUUUUUCUUAUUUAAUUAAAUUUUUUGUUUGUUAAUAUAUACUCCUAAUGGGAUGUAUUGUUCGUCUUCUUUACACUGUUCUCUAUAUUCACUCAAUAGAAUAUUUAGUGUAGCAUAACAACAAGUAUAUGAAUAGAUAUACACCCACCCUGCAUCCCACCCCAUCCCACUUAUCCACACACACUUGAAGAUCAUUGAAAUAUCUGGAUUAGGUGUAAGAUGUAAGUUUUAAAAAAACAAGUUUAUUACGACAUUAGUUAUGGUAUCUCUUGAUAAUUAAUAAUAUUAAUAAUAAUUAUUAUUAUUUCUUCUUGUUGCUAGGAUUGUCCAGUUAAUGUAUCUUUCCUUACUACUCUGUUUUUUUUGUUGUUCAUUUUGAAAUGUAACCUUACACUAUAGUUAUUUAUACAGGGUGUUAUCACAUUUUCUAUUAUGUGAGUAUAUAUGUGUGUGUAUACAAUGGUGGUGUAUUUCUUUCCUUUUUGUUUUGUAGCUAUGUAAAUAAAGGUAGACAUGUUUGUAUUGC